GCUGCCGCCCCGGCCAUUCCUCCUCAGCCUCCGGGCGUCGCCCCGCUCUCCUCCAGCAGGGGGCGCUCCCUGUCUGUCAUGGCGCAGAUGGGGCUGGAGCCCUGGAGGAGGCGGCUGCUCUGUGCUCGGGGGCCCCCGGAGCCCCUCUCGUGCACGGGCAGGAGGCGUCUGCCGCUGGGCGCUGUGCGGUUAUAGCUCCGCCGUGCCCGCAUCUGCAAGCCUCCCCGCAGGAUGGCGCUACAUGUGACGUCCGCGCAGUCUGAGAUGAAUCCAGAAAAGCAGAAGGACGAGGAGAGCGAAGAUGAGAGCGAAGUCCUGGAGGAGAGUCCCUGCGGACGCUGGCACAAGAGGAAGGAACAGGUGAAUCAGGGUAACAUGCCCGGCAUCGAGAGCACAUUCCUGGCCAUGGACACGGAGGAGGGCGUGGAGGUCGUGUGGAACGAGCUGCAGUUCACAGACAGGAGGGUCUUCAAGUCUCAUGAGGAUAAGAUCCGCAACAUGUUCCAGAAGCUCAUGGUCGUCGAUCACCCCAACGUGGUGAAGUUCCACAAGUACUGGCUGGACGUGAAGGAGACCUCGGCGCGGGUGGUCUUUAUAACGGAGUACGUCUCCUCGGGAAGCCUCAGACAGUUCCUGAAGAAGACGAAAAAGAAUCGGAAAACCAUGAACGCCAGGGCGUGGAAGAGAUGGUGCACACAGAUCCUGUCAGCCCUGAGUUACCUCCACUCUUGUGACCCAGUCUUCAUACACGGGAACCUGACUAAUGACACCAUCUUCAUCCAGCACAAUGGGCUCAUCAAGAUCGGAUCAGGUAAAGGCAGCAGCACGGGAGGGGUUAAUAGCAGGCUCAAGUCAAGAGAUCCAACUGUUCACAAGCUGCGCAGAGGGGGAAACGCGGCAGCUUUCCCCUGGACUCUGUCACUGUCGGGUCAUCUUCGAGCUCCUCCAAGCCACAAGCACAGACCCCCUGGGUGUCAGGUCGUACAGAUGCACUGCAACCUGGAGCGGCGGGAAGACAAGGCUCGGAUACACCUCACCUUGUACCUAAAGUUGGAAGACAAGUUGCACCGGCACCUGAGCUGCGACCUGCUACCCAAUGAAAGUUCUCAGACUCUCGCCUCGGAGCUCGUGCACUACGGCUUCAUCAGUGAGGAAGACUGUCAGAAAACGGCUAACUUCCUGGAAGACGCUCUGCACAAGUACCGCCCCCCUCUGAACUGACGGCCAGUGCCAUGUCUGCACUGGGAAAGAUGGUGAACAGGACGGCCAUAGAGUUGGCAGGUGCUACAGCAGGCGAGGAGGGGGCAAUGACCAGUCUGUUUCCAGCCCUCUAGGAGCUUUGGCUCUGGCACUGAAGCCUCCAAAGGAGAAGUCCACCACGAGAUCUGAACUCAGUCCAUCACUUUUUAACAGCAUUGUGUCAUUAAUCUCUUGGCAAUCAAGGAGUUAAUUGUGCAGGCUAUGCUACUUGUAACAAUGGGCCACACUAACCAGCUGCGAACGCGUCUCAUCCUGCCGCAAUGAAGAAGAGAUAAUAGCGGAAGCCAUGAAUAAUAUUAGAUCUGAUAUUAAUUCGGCCCAUCUGCUCUGGGGUCCCUGGAGGUGGCGGAAAUGGAAUCUUAUGUCCCCAGAAUGACAGAAACGCGUCAGUAGUGAUUACUGCCAAAGCAUCCAACCUCCCCCUCCCCACAUGAUGAUUUAAGGGCGACACAAUGUUUACUGACCAGCACAAGGGCCACAGAUUAUAAAAGAGAACCCAUGUGA
Molecule: messenger RNA, 1764 nt
Organism: Bufo gargarizans (Asiatic toad)
Lineage: Eukaryota; Metazoa; Chordata; Amphibia; Anura; Bufonidae
Product: nuclear receptor-binding protein 2-like
Exons: 12
Coding region: 232-1221 (329 amino acids)
Biological process (GO): endoplasmic reticulum to Golgi vesicle-mediated transport; protein phosphorylation; intracellular signal transduction
Cellular component (GO): endomembrane system; cytoplasm
Molecular function (GO): ATP binding; protein serine/threonine kinase activity
Source: RefSeq, a predicted model, not a curated record